AUGAGUUAUAACAAUAACAAUUAUCCACCUCCAAACUAUCCACCUUCAGACCAACCAAAUUAUAAUCAACAACAACAAGAUAAUACAUAUCAUGUACAACCAGAUAUGGAAAGAAUAAAUAAUGAUUAUAAUCAUAAUAAAACAGAUGAAAAAUAUCCUCAACAAUCACAAGAUUUUGAUCAAAGUUUUAAAAUUGAAAAACCAAGAUUUAAUGAUUGGUAUUUUACCAUAUUUUUUUUAUUAGUGCUUGGUGGAUUUAUUGCAGUUGCUGGUAUAGUUUUAAAUGCUUUAAGAAGUACUUAUGGUGAUCAAGGUUCUGGGAUUUAUGGAUCUUCCGAUUCUUUUACAAUGAAUAGAAAUACUGUGAUAUUAUUUGCAUUUGUUUUAGUUUUAUCAAUUGUUUUCGCAGCUUUAGGAAUUUUAUUUGUAAGAGCAUUUGCUAAAACUUUCAUCAUUGUUGCUUGUAUUUUGAAUGUUAUAAUGUCAAUUGGUACUGCUAUAUUUUAUUUUGUUGAGCAUUAUUAUAGUGCAGCUAUUGUCUUUUUGAUAUUUGGUUUAUUUGCAGCUUAUUGUUAUUGGAGAGCAAGGAGUAGAAUUCCUUUAAGUGCAACAAUUUUAAGAAUAGUAAUUGAUGUUAUGAGACAUUAUCCAUCAACUUUAGUUACAGCUUUUAUUGGGUUAGUUAUAAGUGCUGGGUUUGGUGCUUUAUUUAGUGCUGUGAUUGUUGGUACUUAUGUUAAAUAUCAGCCAAAUGCUGAUAAUACCGGAUGUCAAGUUGGUGGUGGAUCAUGUAGUAAUUCAAAAUUAAUUGGUAUAUUGGUGUUUGUAUUUUUUGCAGGUUACUAUAUUUCAGAAGUUAUUAAAAACACUAUUCAUGUUGUUAUUAGUGGUAUUUAUGGAACUUGGUAUUAUCUCAGUAAUAGUGAUCAAGGUGCACCAAAACAUCCUGCUUUAUCAGCUUUUAAAAGAGCAAUUACUUAUUGUUUUGGAAGUAUUUGUAUGGGUUCAUUACUUGAAGCUAUAAUUCAAUUAAUUAGACAACUUAUAAACAUCGCUAGAUCACAAGUUGAUUCAUUAGCUGGUCAAUGUGGUUUAAUAAUCUUAAAUUUUAUUGUUGGAAUUAUUGAUUGGUUAGUUCAAUAUUUCAAUAAAUAUGCUUAUUGUUACGUUGCACUUUAUGGUAAACCGUAUGUUAGAUCAGCCAAAGAUACAUUUGAUUUAUUCAGAUUCAAAGGUAUGGACGUUUUAGUAAACGAUAUGUUUAUAAAUGUUGCAUUAAAUUUCUAUUCAUUAUUUGUUGCUUAUUUAAGUUCAUUAUUAGCUUACUUAUAUUUAAAAUUCACAAAACCAGGUUAUAAUUCAGAUGGUGGUUAUUAUGCACCAGUAGUUGCUUUUACAUUUUUAAUUUCAAUGCAAAUUUCUCGUAUAACUUUAAGUGUUAUAACUUCAGGAGUAGCUACAUUUAUGGUUUGUUUAGCUAAAGAUCCUGAAGUUUUACAAAUGUCUCAAAGAGAUGAAUUAUUUAAUGAAAUUCAAAGAAAUUAUCCCCAAGUUUAUGAAAAAAUCACAAGUAAUCAUUAA
Lodderomyces jiufengensis is the source of this 1581-nucleotide messenger RNA. RefSeq lists its product as uncharacterized. Bases 1 to 1581 code for a protein of 526 amino acids. Gene Ontology annotation, cellular component: plasma membrane. Gene Ontology annotation, molecular function: transmembrane transporter activity. The transcript has a single exon. Lineage: Eukaryota; Fungi; Ascomycota; Pichiomycetes; Serinales; Debaryomycetaceae. The record is from RefSeq and is a predicted model, not a curated record. Gene Ontology annotation, biological process: transmembrane transport.